Molecule: messenger RNA, 693 nt
Organism: Anisakis simplex (herring worm)
Lineage: Eukaryota; Metazoa; Nematoda; Chromadorea; Rhabditida; Anisakidae
Source: the annotation of a GenBank genome assembly
AACUGUGAUCAUUUUGCAGGGCUGAACACGGAAUCCGAACUGAAAAUGUUGAAUGUUAUCGAUAUGGCCUCAGGUUACUUACCAGUCGAAUUAUCGGGAACAUUUUGCGGUGGUCAUGCUGUUCCAAAAGGCACCACUGAACACGAUCAAACGAAUCUGAUCGUAAAUGAAAUGAUACCGUUGAUUAUUAACGAAAAGAACGAAGGGCGUUUGCAAACAAUCGAAAAUAUUGAUGUAUUCUGUGAGAAAGGAAAUUUCGAAGUGGAUUCAAGUCGAACUAUCCUUGAGGCUGGCAAGAAGGCUGGCCUAGCCAUAAAUUUCCAUGCCGAAGAGCUGAAUCAGAUUGGUGGUGCUGAAAUGGGAGCUGAAAUUGGGGCUCGAGCAAUGAGUCAUUUGGAGAAGGUCAGUGAUAACGGCAUUAGAGCGAUGCAAAAGUCUGGUACUGUUGCUGUCCUCUUACCAACAACCGCAUACAUGCUACGUCUGUUUCCUCCACCAGCCAGAAAGAUGAUUGAUAGUGGUGUGAUCGUCGCGUUAGGAUCAGACUUCAACCCGAACGCGUACUGCUAUUCGAUGCCGAUGUUUACAGAUGCGCCACGAUGGGAACACAUAAUCUAUCAGUUCGGUGGACAUAAUGCACUUAUCAAACAUGUUGUUAAGAACGGCAAUGUUGUGUACUCGAAACAAACAUAG